AUGCAAAUGAUGGAAUCUCGGAAUAAUUUUGAAAAUAAUUAUGGAAGCAUGAACUUUUGUAGAAAUUCUAGUUCAUCAAAAUUUUCUCUGUCAUCAGUUAGUGAGAAGUUACCCAACAAUUCAGAUGAUGAUUUAAAGCAACAAACAAAUCCAAAUAUGUACAUCAUGUCUUCUGAUUACCAAGAUCAAACCUCGUUACAAUUUCAUCAACCUCAGCCAAAUGUAACGCCUAAUUCAUCUGCUCAAUGGAAUAAUUCACCAUUUUUCAUUAAUGAUGAAAUAUAUGGAUUUGUAAAUACUCAACACAAUAUGCCGGACGUAUCACAAAUAACUGCAAAUUCCUCAGAAACUAAUGGUAACGUAAUUGAUAAUUUAGCUGAAUUAUAUUCUCCGGCUAUUAUAACAAAUUCUGAUAGGAAUAGUUCAAAUUCAGAUGACACUUUGUAG
Molecule: messenger RNA, 447 nt
Organism: Dentiscutata heterogama
Lineage: Eukaryota; Fungi; Glomeromycota; Glomeromycetes; Diversisporales; Gigasporaceae
Source: the annotation of a GenBank genome assembly